UAGACAAUGACUUAAUGUUGAAAAUAGAGAAGAAGUUCCUGCUGGAAGUCCCGUCCGACCUCAGCGGCCUGUUGGAGGCGGUUUCUGAUCCUGAGGCCCGACUAAAGCUUCUAAGAGAUCCUGGGAAGCUGCAGACUUGUGCGUCUCUGCCCGUUGAUUCUCCGCUCUGGGUCCAGAUCGGCCAACAGGAUGAGCUGGCAGAGGCAGACCUUAAAUACAUCGGGCCGCGCUCAAGAGGGAGCAGCGCUGUGUAUUUUGGGGUACAGCUGAAGGGCUCAGCCGCCGGUAAAGGGUCGGGCAACGGCUGCUUCAAGAGCCAGCGUCUCUUCAGCUGCCCUGAAGCCUGCGCCCUCUUCCUGCCCGUCAGCCACGUGCACGUCCGAACCUGGACCCGCAACAACGUGCAGGACGCUCAGGAGCGAGCCAAGGAGCGAGACCGCCACCGCAGCAGCCACGGCAACGGGCAACACGGCAACGGGCAACACGGCAACGAGCGGCAGCAUCCUCAGCAUCAAGGUCGUCACAUCAGUUUCCAUCACCCUCGCCCCAGCAGCCCCCCCGUGGGUUUCAUCCCUCGGACAGCAGAGUCAGCACCAAUCACGGCUCAGAACCAGAACCAGGUCCGAGCCCCUGCAUCCCCUCCUCCGCUCCAUGUGGGCCAGAGGGUGCUGUUCCCCAUAGAGGACAACGUCUACGGGGGGGAGGUUCGCUUCUGUGGUCUGCUGCCCGGUCGCUCCUCCUCAGGGAUGUACGUGGGAAUUCUGCUGGACGCUCCUGUGGGACAGUUCGACGGUCUUUAUAAAGGAGAGAAGCUCUGCAACAUUCCCUCUCCGCUCUACGGAGCAUUAGUGCCCAUCAACAAGGUUUCCCCAGGUACGGCAACGGUUGCACAACAGCACACUC
Molecule: messenger RNA, 903 nt
Organism: Notothenia coriiceps (black rockcod)
Lineage: Eukaryota; Metazoa; Chordata; Actinopteri; Perciformes; Nototheniidae
Product: ubiquitin carboxyl-terminal hydrolase CYLD-like
Exons: 5
Source: RefSeq, a predicted model, not a curated record